Messenger RNA from Ceratosolen solmsi marchali, 1117 nucleotides. RefSeq names its product 2-oxo-4-hydroxy-4-carboxy-5-ureidoimidazoline decarboxylase-like. Bases 525 to 1058 code for a protein of 177 amino acids. NCBI's taxonomy places the organism in Eukaryota, Metazoa, Arthropoda, Insecta, Hymenoptera, Agaonidae. The record is from RefSeq and is a predicted model, not a curated record. Gene Ontology annotation, cellular component: peroxisome. Gene Ontology annotation, biological process: urate catabolic process; allantoin metabolic process. The transcript has 4 exons. Gene Ontology annotation, molecular function: 2-oxo-4-hydroxy-4-carboxy-5-ureidoimidazoline decarboxylase activity.
GGUGAAUCGCUUGGUUAUCGGCUAAAGGAAAAUAUAUAAACACGCUUAUCGAGAACGAGGCAAACGGUCCGUGAUACGGCCUCGCAAUCUCCGAGGGCGAAAAGCGAGGGACAGCAGCGACUUGUCGGCUCGUCACCGUAAGCUAAAAGAGCGGACGCGGAAGAUAAGCCGAACGCUCCUUCGGCGCCACGGAUCAAUUUUGCGCGCGGGAUCGGAAAAGUGGUGGUAGCAGAUUAUUUUGCUACUCGGGGGAGGGUAGUUUGCUGUUCGAUCGUUGGGAAAUCGACUGCGAUUAUCGGUGACGUUGAGCGUCGCAUGAAAGUCCGUAGGCUUCGAGGAGCUGUAAAGAAGCUCGGCACGCUCGGCACGCACCGUAAAUCCGUAAAUAAAUUGCCAAAGGUGGAACGGGGAAUUCUCGCAGAGGCCCGGCUCCGGGGCAAUAACUCAACAAUCCUUCUUUGGCCUCGAACGUGAGUCUCGCCCGGCGCGCUCUUCCAUUCUUUAUUUAUCGAAAAUUUUUUAAUAUGCCGUCACAAGGAAUUUUAAGCAUUAACGAAGUCAAUGCAUUGCCGGUUGAAAAUUUCGAGUGGUUAUUUGGAAACGUAAUAGAACAUUGUGUUGAAGCUGCAUCAAUCAUAGCCACUAAAAGACCAUUUUUCACUUCUAAAGAUCUUAAAAAAGCUUUUGAUGAUUAUCUAGAAAAAUUGAAUACUACUGAGAAAGAAUCAGUUUUGUCACGACAUCCGGACUUAGCAGGUAAAUUAGCAGAGGAAGGAAAACUCACUGCUGAAUCGUUGAAUGAACAAAAAUUAGCUGGUCUUGAUGCAAUGACUAAAGAUGAAAAACAGAUAUUAAGUAACAAUAAUUAUUUAUAUAGAGAAAAAUUUCGAUUUCCAUUUAUUAUUUGUGCAAGGGAAAAUAAGGUUAAAUCUAUACUUGUAGGAUUAGAAUCGCGAUUAAAGAAUAGUAAAGAAGUAGAAAUUAAGACUGCUAUCGAAGAAGUGAAAAAGAUAUGUCGAAUCAGGAUCAAUGAUUUAGUAUGGCCUGAUGUACAAUAGUAGAUAUAAGAUAAUUAUUUUGUUAUUAAAUUUGUGUAUUUAACAAUUACGAGAUUUAU